Notechis scutatus (mainland tiger snake) is the source of this 1609-nucleotide messenger RNA. The record is from RefSeq and is a predicted model, not a curated record. Lineage: Eukaryota; Metazoa; Chordata; Lepidosauria; Squamata; Elapidae.
CCAGGCCCAGAUUUCCCAUCAGGAGGCUCUUCUCUUCCUGGGAGAGAAGAAAGAUGGUUUCCCCUGUUCUGAAGAGACUUCAAGCGGCUACAAAGAAAAUUUCUUUCAAGAGACAGUUUCUUAUUUAUCUUCUUUUGUUGAUCCUGGCUUGUUUGAUCACUAUCAUCCUCUUGAAUUGUGUUGUCACAUUUAUUACGAAGGAAAGUUUUUUGGAAUUGCCUGAUAUAAAUUGCCAGAGGAAUCCUCCAUUCCUAGUAAUAUUGGUAUCAUCAGAACUUGGCGCGAGAAAGGCCCGGAUGAUAAUUCGUAAAACAUGGGGAAAGAAAAGAGUAUUAUCUGACAAACUAAUUGUAACUUUUUUUCUCUUGGGAAAUCAUUUCUGGCCAUAUAAACCAUUUAAUGUGACUAUGGAAAGCUUACAUUAUAAAGAUAUAAUCCAAAAGAAUUUUAUCGAUUCAUACAAUAAUUUAACAUUAAAGACUUUAAUGGGCUUUGAAUGGAUUCAUAAAUUCUGUCCACAAGCUACAUUUGUAAUGAAAACUGAUUCUGAUAUGUUUGUGAAUGUCUAUUAUCUGAUAGAACUUCUUCAGAAACAAAAGAGGACUACCCAGUUAUAUACAGGUUCUAUAAAAAUUAAUGAAAAGCCAAUAAGGAAUCCGGACAUAAAAUGGUAUAUAAGUGAAGAGGAAUAUCCAGAAUAUUUUUACCCUCCCUUUUGUUCCGGAACUGGUUAUGUUCUCUCCUCUGAUGUUGUUAGUCAAGUUUAUAUAAUUUCAAAACACAUCACUGUUCUUAAGUUGGAAGAUGUUUUUAUAGGUAUGUGUGUUGCAAAACUUAACAUCCAACCUCAAAAACUUCAUUCAGAACCUGUCUUUUUUCCAGAAAAAGUGAUUUUUUCUCCUUGCCACUACAUGAAAAUUGUUACAAGCCAUUUUAGUACUCCUAGUCAAAUUCUUAUUUAUUGGAAUGCAUUAGAAAGAUAUAUGGAUGAAAAAUGUUCGAAUGAUCAAAAACCUUUACAAUUAGUGUAUGGGACUAAUGACUGACAAACUUGAUUAGAAGCAUACUAUAACUCACUUUACAUUAUGGUUCUGUUAGGGUCUGUUUAGAUAUCAGUCCCAUUGAGUUCAUUUGGAUUGCAAACCUGCUUAAAUGUCUAUAGUUUUGUAACGUUUCUGCAUAUUACAUAGGUUCACUUACUAUAAAGAUUAUAAACUGUGUUCUAUAUUUAUUUAAAUAGCACAAUUGCUCUUUACACAGAAAAGUUUUCUCUUUUAAGCAUUUUGAAAUUUUCUAGUAGAAAGGUAACUUAAAGGUUUUUUUCACUGAAGCUUUUGAAGAAAAAUGUCAGGUAUUGUUAAUUCAAGGGGAUCAGCAAAUGUAGACAUUAUCAACAUUUUAGCAGAAAACAAACAGAUGCUGAAGUUGUAUAAGGCGAUACAGAAAAUGAAAAUUAGUAUUUUGCAUGGAAUCACCAAGUAUUUCAGAAUUUUGGCUUAACAAUGGCCAAGAAAUUGUGUUCAAAAAUUAUAACCAAGAUUUCAUAAAAGCACUGUUGUCCCAUAUUUGUCAAGUUCUGCUUUUUGUGUUAUUAUAAUAUGCUUCUGUA